GUUCCACAAGAACACCUAUUGUAGGUGAAGGAAGAGUUCCACCAAGAUCUGUUCAUGGCAAGCCUAUUGUAGGUAAGGGAAGUGUUCCGACAAGAUCUGUUCAUGGCAAGCCUAUAUGUGAAAGGCACAAGGGAAGAGUUCCACCAAGAUCUGUUCAUGGCAAGCCUAUUGUAGGUGAGGGAAGAGUUCCACCAAGAUCUGUUCAUGGCAAGCCUAUUGUAGGUGAGGGAAGAGUUCCACCAAGAACACCUAUUGUAGGUAAGCCUAUUCCACCAAGAAUACCUAUUGUAGGCAAGGGAACUGUUCCACCAAGUUCUGUACAUGGAAGGCCUAUUGUAGGCGAGGCUUUGGGGGAUAUCAACUGCGCCAUUAGAAACAUUCUGAACAUGACCGACGACCUAGAAUGGUACGAGGUGGACCGAGACCUCCGCAGCGCCGUCAGGAAGGUCCUGUGCUACGACCCGGACGCCGACGAGGUCACGUCGACACUGCAGCAGGCGGUGGUCGCACUGGUAGGUGAGAACAUCUGUGACAUAUCCCUAGGGAAGCUGAAUGCCUUAAAACUGAUUCUGGAACACAGGCCGACCAAGGAAACUCUCUAUCCUACUAUCUAUCGGAGGAUGGACGAUCUGGGGCUUAGGGAUGAUCAGCACACCGCUUACUUUUUCUUCAAGCGAGCUCUCAGACUAGCAAGGAAUGAACGCUGGACUCUGCAAAGGGAGGACGUGGAGCGAGUAGAAGCAGUCUUGAAGCUUUUUGAGUAUUAUCCCAGAAAACCCUUCGAGGAAGAAAGCAUUGAGCAGGCCAUUCGCAAACUUGGAGACGAGUGCGAUCCAGGCGACUAUGAGAGUCUUAAGGAAGUUCUGAGAUAUAUUCUGAAGUACCAGCCAAAGGCUAAAAAGCGGACUGUUAUUGAUGAGAUUUUGGGGCAGUUUGUACGGAGGAAGGAAACUUUUAGACUCGUAUUUCCUACCACACUGGCAGAAGCCAGCGCUAGACGGAAACUUUGGCUUUCGAAAGUGAGGGAGUUUGUUAAGCAGUCAAACAUGGCUCCCGAUCACCAUAAACAUGAAGUCAAAAUGUAGCCAGAGUCUUUGGUAAAACGCAAGCCACAAAUGGCUAAGGCGCUGAAGAAACAAAACAUGUAUCACAUGAACACGUAUACCGCUGUUCUGAAGCUGCUUGG
Molecule: messenger RNA, 1186 nt
Organism: Penaeus vannamei (Pacific white shrimp)
Lineage: Eukaryota; Metazoa; Arthropoda; Malacostraca; Decapoda; Penaeidae
Source: RefSeq, a predicted model, not a curated record